Drosophila willistoni is the source of this 3160-nucleotide messenger RNA. RefSeq names its product autophagy-related protein 9A (gene Atg9). Lineage: Eukaryota; Metazoa; Arthropoda; Insecta; Diptera; Drosophilidae. The transcript has a single exon. Gene Ontology annotation, biological process: autophagy of mitochondrion; protein localization to phagophore assembly site. Gene Ontology annotation, cellular component: autophagosome; phagophore assembly site. The record is from RefSeq and is a predicted model, not a curated record. Bases 115 to 2772 code for a protein of 885 amino acids.
CAAAACAAAGACGAAAUUUGUGUUUUGUGUUUAAUUAAAAUACUAUAUAAACGAGCAAAGCAAAGUGUGAUAUAAAUAAAUUUGUAUUAGAUAUUUGACCUUGGGGCUUGGUGCAUGAUGUCAAGCCCAAAUAUUAAUUAUCGCUCCCUGGACGAGGAGCUGACAAAUCCAUUUCGUACAGCAGCAAAUGUAGAGGCUAACCAAGCAAAAGAAACAAAAACAACAACAGCAGCGGACGACGACGAGAACGCAAAAUCAUUGUUCACAGCUGCUGCGCAUUUAGACCUCACCGAUCCUCCCCUGCAGCAACAGCAACAACACCACCACCACCAGCAACAUCAGCACGAUGAGCAGGAACAUGAAAUGGACACGCCACAUACGAGUGGCAUUAUGAUUCACAUUGUUCCAGAGACGAGUAAGGCUCGAUGGAAUCAUAUUGAAGAUUUGGAUUCAUUUUUCUCCCGCAUGUACACUUAUCAGCAAAAGCAUGGAUUUCAAGUGAUUGUACUAGAUGAAGUAUUGCAAGUGCUGGAAUUUGCAUUUGUCAUCUGGUUGUUAACAUUCACGAUGCACUGCAUCCACUAUGACAUCCUAUUUGGCGAUAAGUAUCCAAAUAAGACUACACCUUCGGCUAAGACUACACUUUCGGAUGUGAUCAAACCGGCGGGAGAGUGUAUUGAUGAUAUUGGUAUUUUUACCUUUAUCAUUAUAUUUAUGGCGGCCAUCUAUUUGGGCAUACGCCUGCUCAGGACUAUAUAUCAUAUAAUACACUAUGCGGAUAUUAAGAAAUUCUAUAACACUGCCUUGGGCAUCGAGGAUGCCGAACUAGAUAACAUUACCUGGCAUGAGGUGCAGCAAAAGACCCGCAAGGUACAGGCCGAGCAGCAUAUGUGCAUUGAUAAGGAAUCCCUUACCGAAUUGGAUAUCUAUCAUCGGGUGUUGAGAUUCAAGAAUUAUUUGGUUGCUCUAAUGAAUAAGCAAUUGCUGCCAGUGCGUUAUAAUCUACCAUUUCUUGGAGAGAUUUGUUCCCUAAGUCGUGGCAUGCUCUUCAAUAUUGAAUUUAUACUCUUUCGCGGUCCUGGCUCACCAUUUCAAAACAAUUGGCAAUUGCGCGAUGAAUUUGCCGUGAGGAGCAAUCAAACGGACUUGGCGCAAAGGCUAUCCAAGUUGAUAUUGGGCGUGGCCUUGGUGAAUUUACUAUUGGCUCCGGUAAUCUUUUUUUGGCAAUUGAUCUAUUUUAGUUUCUCAUAUGCCAACAUCUUAAGGAAAGAGCCAAGUGCUUUGGGUCUGCGUACAUGGUCGAAUUAUGGACGUCUGUAUUUGAGGCAUUUCAAUGAGCUGGACCAUGAAUUGGAUGCCAGAUUGAAUCGUGCCUAUGAGUAUGCCGAUCGUUAUCUAAGUUCAUUUUCAUCACCUCUAGGCGCGGUGAUAGCCAAAAAUUUACUCUUCAUAAGUGGUGGAUUACUGUUGCUAAUCUUGGGUUUUGGCAUUUACGAGGAACAUGUCUUCCAGGUGGAACAUAUGUUGACCAUCAUGGCCGUGCUAACGGUAAUUGGUGUCGUCUGUCGCACCAUGAUACCAGAUGAGAAUUUAAUUUGGUGCCCCGAACAGCUAAUGACUGCCAUUUUGGCUCAUGUUCACUACCUGCCCAAUGAAUGGCGAUCCCAGGCACACACGGCACGGGUACGCAACGAAUUUAGCAAUUUCUUUCAAUUCAAAGCUGGCUACCUGUUGAGUGAAAUCUUUAGUCCAUUUGUGACACCGUUCGUCCUUAUCUUUGUCUUUCGUCCCAAGGCCAUGGAAAUUGUAAAAUUCUUUCGCACAUUUACAGUGUCGGUGCGUGGCGUUGGUAAUGUCUGUUCAUUUGCCCAGAUGGAUGUGCGCAGACAUGGUAAUCCCGACUGGCAGAUCGGCCAGAGUGGCCAAAUGGAGCCACCACCACCACCACAUGGACCCAACACUGUGCAAUUGCCCCAAAGCCUGGUGGGUGGCAAAACGGAAAUGUCUCUGGUAAGAUUCACACUCAAUAAUCCGGAAUGGCAAAUGCCCAAAGAAGCUAGCCAAUUUAUUAAGGGCAUACGAGUCCAUGCCAUGGGUGAAUUGGUCAGAGCGAAAACUACCAAUAUUAAUCAACCAGCAGAGAAUCCUCUGACCCAUAGUCUGAUCUCAUUUGGCACCAUUGGCGAGGAGUAUUGUUCGAUAGCCAAUUCAGUGCUUGCAGCUCAGUUGAGUCCUGCUCAGCUGGAGUUAUCCCAAUCAUUUCAACCUCAACCAGCUGCUGCUGCCGCUGCUGCUGCUGCUGGUGCUGGUGCCAUUGGCAGUGAUUUCCGUCAAAUGCUGCAACAGAAUCUAUCUGCCAGUGUGGGACCAUUGGAUAGCAUGCGACGUUUGCGUCUCAGUCGUGCCGAAGGACGACUCGAGGGACCCGGUGACACACUACUCUAUAAUCUAUAUGGUGUAGAGCCACGACUGGCCAAGAAUCCCAUGGGUGUGGGUGUGGCUGAUAUGUGCCUCAGUGCUCUGUAUUUGCACGAGUUGAGCGAUCAAAAGCGAAAGGCACGCCAAUCCCGUAUCGAUGAACAUAUCGAGCCAGAUGAUCAACAACAACAACAGCAACCCGGUCCACGACCGGGUUCUAGUAGAGGCUAUAGAGGACCACCUGGACCACCUGGACCGCCGCCGGCAUCAAGCUCCUCAAGCACCCGCCAUAACGUGAUUACCUCAAAGGCUGCCGAGAGCACCCCGUUGCUAAUGGGUAGCAUACGUUCAUAGCAGCGACCCGUUUGGAUAUAAUAUCUAAGAACAAUUACAAAGAUUACACUUACACACCUACACACACACACACACACACACACACAGACACAAUGCUGUUAAGAUUAAGAAACAUUUAAAAAUUAUGUCGAUAUGAAUGGAUAUGUCUAGUACAUAACUACGAAAAAAAAAACAAAAAACUAUUACUAAAAUCCAAAAAAAAAAAAACAAUUUACUAAACUUAAAUACAAAAGCAAUAAAUUUUCAUGAAAAACGAUAAAUGAAAUAAAAUGUUGUUAAGAUGGGGGAACAAAAAAAAAAAAACGAAAUAUGUUGUAAAUCCUCUCCCUAAAUAAGUAGGAUCUUCUUUAGCUUAAUUCCUAAAUAAUAAAUAACAUUUGAACAAUAA